Messenger RNA from Megalobrama amblycephala (Wuchang bream), 2943 nucleotides. RefSeq names its product cholesterol 25-hydroxylase like 3 (gene ch25hl3). NCBI's taxonomy places the organism in Eukaryota, Metazoa, Chordata, Actinopteri, Cypriniformes, Xenocyprididae. Gene Ontology annotation, biological process: sterol biosynthetic process; cholesterol metabolic process. The transcript has 2 exons. The record is from RefSeq and is a predicted model, not a curated record. Gene Ontology annotation, molecular function: steroid hydroxylase activity; iron ion binding; C-4 methylsterol oxidase activity. The coding region runs from base 1837 to 2640 and encodes 267 amino acids.
AUGGGAAACACUGAAUGAAUGAAUGCUAUCAGUUGUUAUUAUAACAAAAACGCUUCAACCCGACCGAACGAGAGUCUCGAGGCCUGCCGCUGCGCUGAGUGAGUGACAGGAGGCUGCGAUGUGCGUGAACUCGCUGUCAUAUGGAUACUGUAGAGAAGCGGUAUUGAACGGUUUAACAUAUUUUAGAGACAUGUUUAGAAAAAAUAUAUAUUUUAGCAGCACUACUAAGGGGGAGGUUGCCGCUUGGUCUGGAGCUGAAUUGAAUAUCACACUAAUUUUGUUAUUGGCUGUUAUGUGGUGUGGGGCCAGGGUGGGCCAAGCCUCUGAUUGGGUGGGCCUGCUUUGACUGCUGUUCCAGUGCACUUUCACGGGUAGAAGGUUGGAAAAACACGGGUUACGGGUUGCCUGGAACGCGGCAUUAUUUCUCCCUGUUCUUUGUCCUUGUCUGCGUCCGGGAAUUGAUGUUUGUAAGUAGCACUUGCUCCUAGUAAUCUGGCUAAAUCUCUCUUCGUGUGUGUCUUAGCAGUCUGUUUUCUGAGUCUGAGUUCCAGUCCCGGUCGCAGUCCUAACCCAGACUGGAUUCCUGCUGUCGCUCCGCUGAACUGAGAGCCGGUCGUCUGGCGUGGUCAUUGCUAUCCGUCAGUACGGCACUUUACCAACUGCUCGCGCAUCUCUCCAGUGGGACUACAGACGCGGACUUGUGACUUGGGACACCGCCUUUGUUCUGUUGAUCGCCAGCUGCAACGAACCUGUUUCUCUUCGCCUGGCAGAAGUGUUUCUGUUUGAUUUGUGGGAACUCUAAUAAACUAUUUUCAAGCUUCUUUUCGCUUCUGGGUCUUCCAGGCUCCCCUGACACGCAGAUAGGGUAUGUUGUAACACUGCAUUAUGUGCCCCAUUACAGCUAUGCUAUUCUAUACAGUUACCGAUAUAAUUGUAAUAGUUAACUUUUAUGAAUUUCUGUUGAGAAACCAUGGGAAAAAAACUGAAUAAAGACUAAGAGGAAGAACUGAACAUUUAGAAAAUAUUAUUUCGAGAAAUGUAGCCUAUAGCAUUUGUACUGGCUCGUCUAUUUAUCUCCUGUAAUGUGAGAGCAGUGAGUGGAGUGAAUGUAUGUCUGGAUGUUUCUUCAUCUGUUUGCCUGUAUUUUGACCUAGACUGUAUAGUUGUAUUUUGCAGUGUUCAUUGUCAAACUACAAAAUUAUUAAAUUAGAUUUUGUUUUUUAAAUGCUAUUAUUUUAUAUGUAAAAAAUAAAAAUAGUUUUUAUUGACAAAAUAUUUUAGUUUGUAAUGUGUAUAUUUUUUCAUUAAAUCAGAUAACAUUUUAAGCUGUCAUAUGGUCAACGUGCUCCAUCCCAUGUUACAAUGUGCCCCUCGUAUGGGGCAUGUUGUCACAUUUCACUUACUACCUUCUUUCGGGCUAAAUAAUAAUAAAAAAAGUAUACACGGUAUUCAUGAAACAAAGCCACAUAUUUGUACCAGACAUCUGUGAAUGUGGAACAAAAGAAUUUCUCUGAACCCUAAGCUACACAAACUGAGAAAGUCAAAAAAGCGUUAGGUUGUGUCCUGGUCUCCCCUACAGAUCGAGAUGUCUUUAGAGUUUGAAAAGUCGCGGUGGUGGGAGGAGAUCAUCAUUUCUCUCCCCUUGUGCUCGCGUUGCAUUUCACUGACAGUACUAAUACUGUGUCAGAAUGAAAGUUAUCUUCACACUGACCGCACGGUGAAAACGACCUCCAUCAGAAGACAGGAGAGGGCGGUUCAGACAUCUGGAGGACAUCAUCGCUCUAAAGCUCCUGUUUGCUAUCCUUUACGAUGUAUGAACAUCUGUAGUUCACAAGAAUGAUUGUUCUCGUCUUACUAAUCUUCGGAUGCGAUUCAUUUCUGCAGUGGGUUUGGGAUUUCAUGUAUGAGAAGCGUCAUGUGCUCCUCAUGUCACCCCACUGGAGCGUGUGCGCAGCUUUCAGCACUCAUCUAAUCUUCUCUGCUCCCUUCAUGCUUCUGGAUGUGUUCAGUACACACGUGGAAUGGAUUCAUAAGUACAGUAUACGCCGUGAAGUCGUUGGCGUGCAUCAGUGGUUUCGAUGUGCUUCUCGAAUUUUAUGGAAAUAUAUGGUUGGCGUUUUACCGUUAACCGUUUUAUUUUUGUCAGUACGGCGCAUGCAUUUCCCAGAAAGAGCACCGUCUUCAUUCCAUGCAUUCAGGGAAUGUGUCUCAUGCAUGCUCAUUUUCGAUACGCUGUUCUUCAUGUUUCAUUACACCAUUCACAAAAUGCCCUGGCUGUUCCACAACAUCCACCGCAUUCACCAUCUGAACAGAGACACUUUUGCUCUGGCAGCUCAAGACUCCAGUAUUUCUGAACUGCUGUUUCUACAAACCCUUGCAUUUAUCAGUGCCAUGCUGGUGGGCUGCCACCCAUUUAGUGAAAUCCUUUUCCAUCUGGUUAACACCUGGAUGGCAGUGGAGGACCACUGUGGAUAUGACUUUCCUUGGGCACUGCAUCGGUUGCUGCCAUUCUUUGGUGGGGCGCCACACCACCUGGCCCACCAUCAGCACUUUAAAGGGAACUUCGCCCCCUACUUCAGACACUGGGAUUACAUCUUUGGGACCUUAUUGCCCAUUCCAGUAAAUGAAGGAGACAAUUAGUAAGGUGAAUCCAGGUUAACUGGGCCACUAUAUGACAAUGAGAUUGUAAAUAAAAAAACUAUGAAAAGGGUCUGAUUGUAUCUGAUUUCACCCAUGAACUGUCAUUUAAUAACCCAGUUUUUGUCAAAGAUUUAUAAAUUUUCUUACUGAAUUAAGUCCAGAUAAACCUAGGAACAUCAAGUUAAUUUAUAAUCAGAAAAUUUAGACACUGGCAAGGCCUCAUUUUUUACUCAGCUUAAACUGUGUGGAUGUUUUAUACAUGUUUUGAAUACUGGCUAUUUGCAUUAUUGUUGUAUAUUAAGU